GCACCAUUCCUUUCUCAGCUUUCUAUCCACAAGCUCUGCCAAAUUUCUUCUAUCUUCACCAUUCUUAGCCAAUCCAAAAUCUCCCCAUUACCGUUCCCACAAUGACCAGAAAAACAAAUUUAAAAACAGAAACAAUCAGGUUAAAGCUUGAGACGCCAUACUAACAUCUCUCACUGAGAAUCUGGCAUUGAUUUUUGCUGCCAAUACUGUCUAAUCCAAAUGGAAAUUGAUUGCCUUUAGCAGCAACAUUCAACAGUUGUUUCAGUGUACUGAAUCUUUGAAGAAAUUGCAUUAUCAUCUAGCUACUCCAAUGUUGAACCCUUCUCUGUCUUUAUCCAGAAGAACCCACCAUUUCCCACUUUUCAAGAAUCAAAUUUUGGGCUCUUGUGGAUUUUCUUCAAGGAAGAGUGCUUUCCUUAGGGGACAAUUUCAUAGCAGACACUUUUUCUCCUUCAAGCUUAACCCAAAUCCAAGGAAAUUUGCAGGACUUGUGGUUUCACCAAGUUGUGUCCUUCCAUUAACUGAAGAAAAUGUUGAGAAGGUUUUGGAUGAGGUUCGGCCUGGCUUGAUGGCUGAUGGAGGCAAUGUAGUUUUACAUGAGAUAGAUGGUCUUGUUGUAGUGUUAAAGCUACAAGGAGCAUGUGGAUCAUGUCCAAGUUCUACAAUGACACUAAAGAUGGGAAUCGAAACUCGGCUACGGGAUAAAAUACCAGAAAUCAUGUCUGUGGAGCAGAUUGUGGAUACUGAAACAGGACUGGAGCUAAAUGAGGAAAAUGUUGAAAAGGUUCUUGCUGAGAUUAGACCAUACCUGGCUGGGACAGGAGGUGGAGUUCUUGAACUUGUUCAAAUCAAUGAUUAUGUCGUCAAGGUUAGGCUCAGUGGGCCUGCAGCUGAAGUUAUGACUGUUCGAGUUGCUCUGAUACAAAAGUUGAGAGAUAAGAUACCUGCCAUUGCAGCUGUACAGCUGAUAGAUUGACAAAGGAAUGGUGAGAAUUAUGAAAGGAAAAAUAGAAAGCUAUAGAAUCUUAUGUUAAGAGUAUUCAUAUUCUUUAUUGAAGAGUUUGAUUUUGGCUGUAAGAUAAAUUUCUAACCUGGAAAAUUGUUUGAGUCCUGAUAGAAUAUAGUACUUGUUAUUAUGCCUCAGUUGAUGAAAUAAUUUCAUAUUUGUUGAAAACUUUCCUGGGAAUGGUAUUUGAUGGAAUUUUUAUAUAACUAUUAGAAGGAGAUCAUUUAUUUGUGGUGAUGUAA
Molecule: messenger RNA, 1248 nt
Organism: Manihot esculenta (cassava)
Lineage: Eukaryota; Viridiplantae; Streptophyta; Magnoliopsida; Malpighiales; Euphorbiaceae
Product: nifU-like protein 3, chloroplastic
Exons: 4
Coding region: 311-976 (221 amino acids)
Biological process (GO): iron-sulfur cluster assembly
Cellular component (GO): mitochondrion; chloroplast stroma
Molecular function (GO): iron-sulfur cluster binding; iron ion binding
Source: RefSeq, a predicted model, not a curated record